CUACUUUACAAAUUACAUUGAGUUUUACCUAGAAAAAAAAUACAUAUUACUUGGAUUUUUUCUGCUUCUGUUUCUUGGUGGGAGUAUUGUUUUACGAGAAAAAACCAUUUCUUUCUUUUAAGCUACUAGAUUAGCCUGGAUUAGUGAAUACCCGUUCGUGGAUGCUUCUUUUCCCUCUUUCUUUUCACUACGAUUUCUAAGCAUGUCUCCAGUUGUAAAUGAUUUUAUAUGUACAGGCAUUUUUACCUUUUUUAAAAGACAGUUUUUUCUUUGUCAAAUUACAUGUGGUUGGCACUUUACCGGGACAGCUUUGGCUUGGGCACACACAAAUCUUUAUUAAGAAUGGUAUAUUUUGAGGCUUAAACUCUACAAUUUCAAAUAAGGCUUUGUUGAAUGCGCUAAAAUUUGUAAAUAAUCCACGUGCAUAUUCGGCCACCUCUCAUGUGAUGCUCUAUUGGGAUUAUUUAUUAAGAAGUCAGAUACAGUGUAUUUUGAUGCUCAAAUUCUUUUAGUUUUGAAUAUGGCCUUGUUAAGGUUACUUGAAGUGCUUAUAGAAGAAAAAUCUGUAAAAUACACCAACAACACAGCCAAAAUGGAUUUGUUGAGUAAAUCCCUAGGGAUUGGCUUAAGUGGUAAGGGCCUUGGUCUUGGUGGUAUGCUUCAUCUAAGUCUAAGGUUUGAAUCCUCUUGGGUGCAAAAAAUUUCUUGGGGCCAUCAACCGGGGGAACUUCCUCUUGAAUUAUUUGAUGUGCACUUAUACGAAACUCUUUGCCGAGGGCCUGUGCACUCCCAGGAUUAGUCAGAACGUUGUUCUCGGACACCCGGUGCCAAUAAACAAAAAGGGUUUGUUGAGUAUUGAAGAAAGCUCUCCAUUUACACCCACAGGCAAAAGGCCAUACCCUGUGUGUAAAUAAAAUACUGUCUCUGCCACCUAUUUCCUUGUCAGAUCAGGGAUCGGGUAUUUCCAUUGUAUAGCCCAAAGGAUUUAUUAAGGAGAGAGAAAAGCACAAGCAGGAGAUUUUUGUGCAUGAGUGCUUUAUUGGAUUAAGUAAAAUUCGUAAAACCUAAUAGUAGUCGGUGAAAUACUUUUGGGUGGACAAAAUAGAAAGUUGCACAAGCUGGGGAGAGUCGAUGGCUCCAUGAAGAAAACAUUAUUCACCACAAACCCCAUAAUGCUUCUAAUUGAGACUAUCAAAUACUAUUCUUAGUUUCGAAAAUGUAGAUAUGUUUCUGUGAGUAUUUUGCUAAUGGAGGGAAAGAAAAACUAGCAACACUGUUAGAAAACUUGAAGUAUAAUGUACCACAAGAGGGCUAUUGUCCUGCUAUAUGGACAUGAAUGAUAUCAGGUUGUGUUGCAGCUACCUGCUAUGUAUUGUCUUUCAAAAAUUCUGGAUGCCAUCAUUUUUUAUAACACACUGCCACACCAAUCCGACGGGGCACAACCCACCCAAUUUCAAUUUUAAAAUGAAGCUGACUGUAGCUCAUCCCUUUUCCCUCUUUCUGGAUGCACUUCGCACAGCCAGGGUAUAUAUUCAUCUUUGUUUGAGCAAGAAACCAAGCAAGAUAGGCCCCAAUAAACUGAGCAAGAAAGGCCCUAAGAAACCUACCCUUUUAUCCAAAAAGUUUGAUAGUACAGCACAAGUGCCAAAAUCCCUUAAAUGGAGAUGAAAAUAGAAGUUAUGCAAGUUUUGCCGAAUAGUUCCUGGGUAUUGGAGCUUUAGGGCUUGAGAAGAAAUUGCUGGUUUGGUCUGAAAUUGGUUUUUUUGCCAAAUAAUUCCUGGCUAUCCAUUUGUGAUUUAUUUCUUGUAUGGACUUGUAGCAUUUAUUUGUAUCUCUUAUUUCUCUUCUUCCUUUGCAUUUUUUGGAUUUUUUAAUUGCAGUUUAACAUUGUUCUCUGUUGGGUUUUCAAGAAAGUUCUUCAUUUGCCCCUUUUUCUCUGCUGCCAAACAACAAUCCCAGCAAAAAGAAAAAAAAAAAAGAAGAGGAUUUCCAAAAAGACAACGAUUGGAUCUUUGAAUGGUCUUUUUCUAAAUCAUAUCUUUGUGUGGUUCCCACGAACUGAUACUACAAACCCCCCCAAAUAGAUUUCCACUUCCAGCAAUUUGGCCAUCAAUUUCCAACAUUUCUUUUUUUCUUACUUAUCCAAAAAAAAAAUUCCAACAUUUCUUUUUAUAUCUGCUUUCUCUGUUUUAUUUGCAUUUUCUGGAAUUUUAAUCACAGUCUAACAUGGUUCCUUGUUGAGUUGUUAAGUAAGUUCUCCAUCUCCUAGCUGGUUGUUUUCAGCUACCAAACAACAAUUAUUUGCUUCUCUGCCAAGUACCAAAAAAUUCGAAUUUGCGAGAUGGGCUGAAAUCACCUCAACUUUGUCCCUCUUUUGCCUAUUUUUUUUUUUUUUAAAGCAAUGUAAGUGCUAUGUCGGCAAGUGUGGUGGUGUGUUAAAAUUUGGGGCUUGUAUGUAGAACUAAUUAUCUUUGCAUACAGUAUCCUUGCACCCCUUAUGUUAUCUUGGGAGAAUAAUUUUGUGUGCACAGCUUAGCAUGCCCUUAUAACUCUAAAUAAGCUCCUUCGUUAUUUUUUUUUAAUUACCCAAUGAUCUUAGGACCGAAUGGCAUCUCCUACCCUUUUAACAAGGGAAUAAGGGUCAGAUCACAGGUUUAACUUUGUAUUGGUAUAAUGGGUGUGUCUGGAAGGGAGGGAGGCUGAGGCUUGAGAAAGCUAAAGAACAUUAUCUUGUUAGUUUGAAACGAGAGUGGGCAGAAAAAGCUGAACUUGCAAGUAGGGGACUUACUAACAGUUAUAAUUCAGAUGAAGACAUGGUCUCCUACGACAAGCCUAAGAAAGUCAUCAAUUCUGAAAGAAAGCAACUUCGGAUUUACUUCCCCAACUUAAGAAAGGUGAAAUUAAUGCCAUUAAGUGGAACUGGCAAACACAAAUACAGUUUCCAACGUGUUGAAGUAGUUCCUUCUCUCCCUAUCCAUUUUUGCGAUUGUGAAGAGCAUUCCAUUCAUCAUCCCACUGCAAAGGAAAAACAAACUUGUGAUCUGGAAACCCUAAGUGAUGGGAUAAGUGAGGAAGAGCUUAACGUAAUGAAUUCAGUGAUGAACAAGCUCUUUGAAAGAGAAAACCUAUUAGAUGCUGUAGGCAGUGGAAAGGGACUGACCAAGGGAAGAGAUGAUUCCAUCAAAUCUGUUCAAAUGUUGCAAGUCAAUGAGAAUGAAGAAGCUUCUGUAACAGAUGAGGAUAACCUCAUAAUUAAUGUGAUGACUAGGAGAAACAACAGGAUGGGCAGCAACAACAUGAUGGCUUUUAUAGGUGGCCAGGGAAAGAAAAGAAUUUCUGAAAAUAAGGAAUCAGGAUUCAUACGAACUCAAACCUCUAUGGAAGGGCAAAAUCUGAACGUGCUCAAAGUGCAGAAAAAUAAUGUUGUACCUCCUUACAAAAAGAGGAAAUCACUUUUCAAUCAAGAAAGUAUUGGAAAUGGACCUCGGCCUGCUAUCCCCAAAGGCAAUGGGGAGUUGAAAACCCCUUCUGAUGAGUCGGCAAUACUCUUGGGAGCUCAACUGGUUGACCCAGAAUCUGGUAUCCAACAAUCAGCAACACUUCCAUCAUUGUCCCGGAAGUCUUCCUGGAGAAAACUUCUCCGUGAUAGGGGCAACACUUUCAGCAUCUCACAUAUAUUGCCAGGCAUUAGUUCUAGCGAGGAAGAGCAACUAAAAUCAAAUUCCUUUGUGCCCGACUCCACUGUCAGCAAAAAUGACGACUGGGUAAGUCAUGGAGAUCACUUGGAGAGCAAGUUGGGUGAAACAACUAAAGAGGAGCUCGUGGAAACUCAGCCUUCCAGCCAUACUGCACCUUCAACUAAAUCCAGUAGAGGUGCUUCAUGGCUCCAGAAAUCCUCGUGGACACAGUUGGUUGGCGAGAAUAAGAGUAGCUUAUUCAGCAUUGCACAAAUUUUGCCUGAUAUUUCUAAUGGAAAGCAAGUCAUAAUGGAGCUCAAUAAUGUGGUCAUUGUUGAUUCCAACGACAGCAAGCAUAAGGAUCUGGGGAAACAUCAUGAUGGUAAAUCUACUGGAGAUGAUUCUUUAUCUUUGGAAAUGAGAGAGGAUGAGAGUGUCAUUAGGAGUACUCUAGAGAAGAAUCGACAGACUGUUUUGGGCAAUGGUGAGCCUCCUGGUCGAAUAUCUGAGAAGAAACAUGAUUCAGCAUCGAAGUUGGCAUCUGCUGGGAAUAUUAGUAUAGGAGAAACAUGUUCUUUUAUGAGAAGUGCCACUUCGUUGAAAGAGUGGGCAAAAACUAAGGCUACCAUAAGUGGAUCACUCAAGAGAAAAAGAGGGAGAAGUAGAUGUUUUAAUGUUUGAAGGGGACGUUUUUUGACUUCUUGGUAAUCUUGAGAGAAGAAUUGUUCCCAGACAACAUUAAGAUCAGUGCCUUUUUAAAUGUUUGCUUGAUUGGGGUUUUACUUCGGAUCCGGCCUAGUCCCCCCUGUUGCUGUCGGCAAUGUUGUUUUAACUUUGUAUGCACUUUUGUUUCAUUCUUACUCUGUUGAAGAAAAAAGUUUUAUAGUUUUAGAGAGAGAGGCCGCCACCCAAGAUUUAGGACAUACUGCACGUGGAAGGGGCUCUCUGUGAACAAAAGAUGAGAGUAUUCUCUCAAUCAUAUGGAAAUUAUGGCUUCUUCACAA
Molecule: messenger RNA, 4681 nt
Organism: Juglans microcarpa x Juglans regia
Lineage: Eukaryota; Viridiplantae; Streptophyta; Magnoliopsida; Fagales; Juglandaceae
Product: protein REPRESSOR OF SILENCING 3
Exons: 4
Coding region: 2814-4358 (514 amino acids)
Cellular component (GO): nucleus
Molecular function (GO): RNA binding
Source: RefSeq, a predicted model, not a curated record